Conger conger (European conger) is the source of this 1291-nucleotide messenger RNA. Its product is annotated as protein TonB-like. NCBI's taxonomy places the organism in Eukaryota, Metazoa, Chordata, Actinopteri, Anguilliformes, Congridae. The coding region runs from base 740 to 1291 and encodes 183 amino acids. The record is from RefSeq and is a predicted model, not a curated record. The transcript has 3 exons.
GGAGAGCCACAGACCCAGGCCAUCUCUGAGGGGUUAUUCUGCACAAACCAGCAUUGUCUAGCUCAACGGCCCCAUGCGCCACGCCCAUCCUGCGGUAGCGGCUCCGUCUUGCUGGUGGUCUGUGUGAUGGGCGUGUCCUCCAGGCCCCAGGCCCCGCCCCCCUCUCCCUGGCUGAGGUCAGAGAUGCCACCCCACCACCUCCCGGAUUCAGCCGCAUGAAUACACCCAAAUGGUCACACACACACACAUACAUGCACACGCACACACGCAUAUAAACACACACACGCCAGCACAUGCAAGCUCAGACACACACACUCCAGCACACGCAAACACAGAUACACAUCUCUUCCCUGCAGACAAUGGAGCCCACUUUCGGCAUAGGGUAACAGUCAGAUAGAUUGACCUCUUUGGCGUUACUGAAUGCAUAUAUGUCAAAGUCUCUCAGCAGUCUGAAUUCUCUGAUUGUACCCUGGACCAGUACCUGGAUUACAGAGCUGCAUCUGGGCCCUGAUUGGACAGUGGAGCAGUAGCAGUGCUGUGAUUGGACAGUGGAACAGUAGCUGUGCUGUGAUUGGACAGUGGAACAGCAGCAGUGCUGUGAUUGGACAGUGUAACAGCAGCUGUGCUGUGAUUGGACAGUGGAACAGUAGCAGUGCUGUGAUUGGACAGUGGAACAGUACCUGUGCUGUGAUUGGAUCCCUGGAGCAGUGAGGCACAGCCAGGACUGGUCUGGGCGCAGAUGGAGCAGGUCACCAGUGUGGUUCAUGUGCAGAUAUCCGGACAGCCCUCCCCUGUGGCCCUCCCCAGGUCGAGGACGGACCCUGGGGCUUGGCUGGGCCCCACCCAGCCCUGCCAGCAGCCGGGAGCAGUGCCGGAGGCCAGCCUGGCCGUGGUCCUGGCGGUUUUAGCGGUAGCAGUGAUCCUCAUCCUGCUGUGUGCCGUACUGCUGCUCUGCUUCCGGCAGCGAUGGGCCGAGAGCAGCUCCAUGCAGUACAUCAACUUCUACCACUCUGCCCGCUACACGCUGAAAGAGCCCUGUCCCUCACCCCCACAGCCUGGCCCCAGGGCCCCCACACUGCCCCUGCCACCCCCACCCACCCCUACACCACCCCUACCCCAGUUCCACCCACCCACUCCCUUCAUCCACACCACCCCCCCCAGUCCCCUCCUGCCGGGGCAGGACAUGGGGGUGUACGCCCGGAUCGGGGCGAUGAGGAGCUCCAGACCGCCCAGUGCCAGUGGGGGUGGGACACAGACGCAGGUCAUCCUGUUUGAGCACUCCUCUCUGUGA